Leptosomus discolor (cuckoo roller) is the source of this 977-nucleotide messenger RNA. NCBI's taxonomy places the organism in Eukaryota, Metazoa, Chordata, Aves, Leptosomiformes, Leptosomidae. The record is from RefSeq and is a predicted model, not a curated record.
GACCUACCCCCGCCCGCACGAGUACCUGGACGUCUCGGCGCUUCCCGCGAGCUGGGACUGGAGGAACGUCAGCGGCAUCAAUUACGUCAGCGCCACUCGGAACCAGCACAUCCCCCAGUACUGCGGGUCCUGCUGGGCCCACGGCAGCACCAGCGCUUUAGCAGAUCGAAUCAACAUCAAGAGAAAAGGUGCAUGGCCGUCUGCCUACCUCUCCGUUCAGAACGUGAUUGAUUGUGCCAAUGCAGGAUCCUGUGAAGGUGGAGACCACUCGGGGGUUUGGAUGUAUGCCCAUGACCAUGGCAUUCCAGAUGAGACCUGCAACAACUACCAAGCUAAGGACCAAAAGUGUAAGAAGUUUAACCAGUGUGGAACUUGUGUCACUUUUGGGGAAUGCCAUGUGAUAAAGAACUACACUCUCUGGAAAGUGGCUGACUAUGGAUCUGUCAGUGGAAGAGAAAAAAUGAUGGCAGAAAUUUAUACUAAUGGACCAAUUAGCUGUGGCAUAAUGGCUACGGAAAAGCUGGAUGCUUACACUGGAGGACUUUAUACAGAGUACAACCCCUCACCUGCGGUGAAUCACAUUGUAUCUGUGGCUGGCUGGGGCGUAGAAAAUGGAACUGAAUACUGGAUUGUUCGUAACUCGUGGGGAGAACCCUGGGGUGAAAGAGGGUGGCUGAGAAUCGUGACAAGUGCAUAUAAAGGUGGAAGAGGAGCAGAGUACAAUCUUGCUAUCGAAGAGGACUGUGCAUAUGGAGAUGCUGUACUUCCUUGAUUCUAUAUUGUGUAUCCUUCUGUUUAGGAACCACUUUGUUUGGAAGCUUCCUAGCACAACCUUUUUCUGUUUAAGGAACAGCAGUCCAAAACUCUUCCACAGUUCAACACCACUAGGCAGUUCUGCAAAAUCAGCCCAGACAGCGAAACACGAUGUCUUCAAAGUAAAAUAAAUAGAGCUGCCUUUAGAUAGUUAUUUACAACUU